AUCCUAACACCUCUCACCACCAACUGCGUCGACGUCCAACCCCCUUUCUCGUUGAACGCCAUUAAUAUACCAAAUGGAGUGGUAACAAAGUCGGCCACUCGCAUAACAUCAGCGCUCUGUCACUCUUGCCAUCGGGCGUCCAUCAGACCACUCCUUACGUGCCAGCGAUGCGCGUCUCCGACGUGUACGAUAUGCUCGCGCACAUGCCACCCGCCUCCUACCACCACUUCUACGAGUUACAUGAUCCAGCUUUCCGGAGUGAACAAGGUUCAGGUUCCUCAGCACAUCGGGGCCACAAAGACGAAACGAACGCGUGCGGAUGCGGAAGGAGAUUCGUAUCCAGACAUACAGGAAUGGGAAGAUGACUAUAAUGAGGGUGGAAGGCAUGGGUCUCGUGAAGACAUGACGUGUUGCGCGCGCACGAUCUGUCGCGGGUGUUGUGUUGAGGAUGCACGAACUGACCUUGUCCAGUGUCUUGACUGCCGCUCAGCAACUAGCAAGUUAGCGGCUGAUGCUCCUGAUCCUGAACUCUCCCCGGCCCCCAUCGACACUGUCGACAUCUCUUAGACAGCGUACCAGGAAGUCCAUCUCGAUACCUUCAUC
Messenger RNA from Coniophora puteana RWD-64-598 SS2, 603 nucleotides. RefSeq lists its product as uncharacterized. The record is from RefSeq and is a predicted model, not a curated record. NCBI's taxonomy places the organism in Eukaryota, Fungi, Basidiomycota, Agaricomycetes, Boletales, Coniophoraceae. The transcript has 3 exons. The coding region runs from base 168 to 365 and encodes 65 amino acids.